Messenger RNA from Cavia porcellus (domestic guinea pig), 3459 nucleotides. RefSeq names its product Zic family member 1 (gene Zic1). Gene Ontology annotation, molecular function: DNA-binding transcription factor activity, RNA polymerase II-specific; RNA polymerase II cis-regulatory region sequence-specific DNA binding. Lineage: Eukaryota; Metazoa; Chordata; Mammalia; Rodentia; Caviidae. The coding region runs from base 1103 to 2446 and encodes 447 amino acids. The record is from RefSeq and is a predicted model, not a curated record. Gene Ontology annotation, biological process: regulation of transcription by RNA polymerase II. Gene Ontology annotation, cellular component: nucleus. The transcript has 3 exons.
GGGAGAAAAAGAGAUGACUAUGAGAAGGAAAAAGAAUCUUGGCUAAAAAAAAAAAUUGCGUGAGAAGAGGGCAAAAAAUUUGGCUAAAAAAAAAAAAAAAAGUUGCUACUCCUGGCAGCUCUGUUUGUCAAAAGGGGAUGUCAAGCGCUUUACAAUACCUGGGAUUGAUGAGGCGGGCGGGCCAAUGAGCUGCGCGCGGCGCCUCGGCGCGCCCUCCGUUGGCGCGGCGACUGCGGGCGGGGGGAGCGAGGGCGCACCAAUCAGCGCCUGCGUCGACAGCACGUGACGCCUCCCCCUGCUCCCAUUCAUCAAGGGGGGGACGGUGUCGUCCUUUCAAUUCAUUUAUCUGCAGGAAUGAUUGCUGCUAUCAGUCUCGCGCUCACCGCCCGGCUGAGGAGGUGAAAGUUUCUCCCCAGGAAGAUAAACCGCAAAAGACAAUAUUGUGCAUGAUUUGCGCCUUUUCUUUGCCUUUUUCUCCCCCCACCCUUUUUUUGCAAAAAGCUGAGAAGGAAAAAAGGAGAGUGAAAGAGCGAAGAGGCGAGCCUGAGCGAAAGCAGAGAGAGAGAGAGAGAGAGAGAGAGAGAGAGAGAGAGAGAGAGAGAGAAGAGAGGGAAGAAAGGACGAGGGGUAGUGGAGAAGUGAGGAGGGGCGCGCGGCGCGCGGCGGAGAGCGGGCUCGGGCAGUCGUGGCCGGCGCUCGCAUUCCUCUAUGCCACAAAUCCGGGAGGAAGUUUUUUGGGGGGGCUGAGAUGUUGCAUGCUUUUCCCCGGGCAGCCUUGACGCGAGGCCCUCUCGGCAGAGACUGAGCGGCGAGAAAGUGCGAGCCGGGGCGGCGGGGUUUGCGCGGCGGGCGCCGGAGCCCGCCCGACUCGCUGCUCGCCGCCGUCCGGCUUCCCGGAGCUCGGCCGGGAGGGCGCCCGGACGCGCCGCGCCGCUGCCUGCAGGCUGAGACUUCACUAGGUGGGUCGGCUCCCCCUCCCUCCUCCUCUUCUUCCUCCUCUUCCUCCGCCUCUGUUCCUCCUCCUCCUCCUCCCGAUUUUCCCUCCUCGGCUGGCGAGGGUGGGGGGGGCGGGGGAGGACAGGGCUUGCCCGGAGCAGCCACGAUGCUCCUGGACGCCGGCCCCCAGUAUCCCGCGAUCGGUGUGACCACCUUUGGCGCGUCCCGCCACCACUCGGCGGGCGACGUGGCCGAGCGAGACGUGGGCCUGGGCAUCAACCCGUUCGCCGACGGCAUGGGCGCCUUCAAGCUGAACCCCAGCUCGCACGAGCUGGCCUCGGCCGGACAGACGGCCUUCACGUCGCAGGCGCCCGGCUACGCGGCUGCUGCGGCCCUCGGCCAUCACCACCACCCGGGCCACGUCGGCUCCUAUUCCAGCGCAGCUUUCAAUUCAACGCGGGACUUUCUGUUCCGCAACCGGGGCUUCGGCGACGCGGCCGCGGCGGCCAGCGCACAGCACAGCCUCUUCGCUGCUUCUGCCGGCGGCUUUGGGGGCCCACACGGCCAUACGGACGCCGCGGGCCACCUCCUUUUUCCCGGGCUUCACGAGCAGGCGGCGGGCCACGCGUCACCCAACGUGGUCAACGGGCAGAUGCGGCUUGGUUUCUCGGGGGACAUGUACCCGCGGCCGGAGCAGUACGGCCAGGUGACCAGCCCGCGCUCCGAGCACUAUGCAGCGCCGCAGCUGCACGGCUACGGGCCCAUGAACGUGAACAUGGCCGCGCACCACGGCGCCGGCGCUUUCUUCCGCUACAUGCGCCAACCCAUCAAGCAAGAGCUCAUCUGUAAGUGGAUCGAGCCGGAGCAGCUGGCCAACCCCAAAAAGUCGUGCAACAAAACUUUCAGCACCAUGCAUGAGCUGGUCACGCACGUCACUGUGGAGCACGUCGGCGGCCCGGAGCAGAGUAACCACAUCUGCUUCUGGGAGGAGUGUCCACGCGAGGGCAAGCCCUUCAAAGCCAAAUACAAACUGGUCAACCACAUCCGUGUGCACACGGGCGAAAAACCUUUCCCCUGCCCCUUCCCUGGCUGCGGCAAGGUCUUCGCGCGCUCGGAGAAUCUAAAGAUCCACAAAAGGACGCACACAGGGGAGAAGCCCUUCAAGUGCGAGUUCGAGGGCUGCGACCGGCGCUUUGCUAACAGCAGCGACCGCAAGAAGCACAUGCACGUGCACACGAGUGACAAACCCUAUCUCUGCAAGAUGUGCGACAAGUCCUACACGCACCCCAGCUCCCUGCGCAAACACAUGAAGGUCCACGAAUCCUCCUCGCAGGGCUCGCAGCCUUCGCCUGCCGCCAGCUCGGGCUAUGAGUCCUCCACGCCGCCCACCAUCGUGUCUCCCUCCACAGACAACCCGGCCACCAGCUCCCUGUCGCCCUCCUCCUCCGCAGUGCACCACACAGCCGGCCACAGCGCGCUCUCCUCCAAUUUUAACGAAUGGUACGUUUAAAAUCAGAAACAAAACACCGAACAAAACACUAUUUAAGAGACUGAGCACACGCGUAGAUACAUUAUUGAAAGAGCCCUGCGAAGCAGAGCAGCACCCCCGACACACAGACCCGCGAUCCCAUUUUGUUUUAAUAGACCCAGGACCGAGUAAGAGAGGAAGCAUCAAACCUUCUUAAAAUGUAUCACUUUUUUGCAUUAUUAUUUUUUCUUUUCUUUUUUUUUGGCAAAGGCUUGGCAGCCGAGGUGCGGGAGGGGGGUCGGGAAGGAAGAGGCCGCCUGACCAAAUGCCGCCAGCCCCCAGGGCCAAUUUCUUGUUAGAUUGGAACAGGCUUUCUGGGGACUCGGCUUUUUUUUUUUUUUUUUUUUUUUAUUUGCUUUCUUGUAAAUACAGAAUUAUUAGCUUAAAACUGUUCUGUUGGAUUCUGUAAAUAGUUCUCUCUCGGUUGGAGCGGGUGGGUGGGAUUGUGGCGUUAUGGUCUUUGCAUUGGGGAGGGGGAGGGGAGGGGUGGGGGAGGGCGGGGGAGGGGUGGGCGGCCCAAAGCCAACUGUUUGUACUGAAUGGCAAGAAUGUUCUAGUAAAUGUGUACCAAAAUGUGAAUUACUUUGUACGAUUACAGUCUCCACGUCGACCUAACAGAAUAUUAUUGGUAUUAAUGUGCUUUUUUUGUAUAAAGUGCAAACAUUUCGUCCCAAAGUCUAAGUACUUUAGUGCAGUAAAAUGUUGUUUCAUGUCCUGUCAAGAAUUCGUAUAGCCUGGAUCUGCGUGUCAAACUGUUCCAUUUGUUUAUGUAAAGUGAUAUUAAAAAGAUAUAAACUAUAACUGUCCGUUGCUUUUGGCAAAAGAUACCACAUAUGUAUAUAAUUCCUAGUUUCCAUAUUUAUCCGCAUGUAAAGGGCCGGUUUAUCCAUGUUACAGCUAUUCAGUAUUUAUGGCUAGAAAAACUCGUAUGUACACUUUAGUUUCCAGAACUGUUUGGUAACCUUUCGUACAUUAUUAAAGAUUCUUAAAUCUAA